This is a messenger RNA of Cuculus canorus (common cuckoo), 7521 nucleotides long. It is a transcript of the gene SYNPO, whose product is annotated as synaptopodin. Gene Ontology annotation, molecular function: actin binding. Lineage: Eukaryota; Metazoa; Chordata; Aves; Cuculiformes; Cuculidae. The record is from RefSeq and is a predicted model, not a curated record. Bases 2836 to 6027 code for a protein of 1063 amino acids. Gene Ontology annotation, biological process: spine apparatus assembly; modification of dendritic spine; positive regulation of actin filament bundle assembly. The transcript has 5 exons. Gene Ontology annotation, cellular component: Z disc; stress fiber; nucleus.
CCCUGGCCAGCAUCCCCACUCGGGGCUCAAACCCCGCUGUGCCCUCAGGCUGCUCCCUCUCCCCAGCCGGGGAUGUCCUGUGGCAUCCUCAUCUUCCAAAGUUGCUGGAAACCCCAAGGCUGCACCUGGCCGGCUGUGAGCCCCCAGGGCUGGGGGCUGCGAGGUCAGCAGCCGGCUGUCCCUCACACGGCUCCUCCGGCCAAUGACUCAGCCAACAGCGGCGGCAUCCGCGGCAUCCACAGAUCCGACCCUGCUUGGCUCCACUUUCGUCCGGCACGGCUUCAAGCAACAAUGGUGUUGGCCUUGAGCAAACUUAACCAGAGCAGCAGGAUCACUCCACAUCCACCAGGGUUUGAUUUAGGCAGCGAGCGGGAUCAAAGUAGGAAGAGAGGAGGAGGGAGGGAGCGAAGUCGGGGGCCGUCACUUGCCCCCAGCCAGGGAGCUCAAAGUAUUUGGUGAAUACUUGCAUGCACCAAGGGCUGAAGGGGUUGUUGCUGGAAGCAGGUGGAUGUUACCAGCCCCAGAUCUCCACAGGUGGGUGCGAGCAUCCCACCUGCACCCCCUCGCAGCAGCUCUUGGUGCAGAGCAGCCCCAGGGAAAGCACCUACCCCCUUCUUGUCCAGUGGUCUAAGAAGGGCUGGUGAUGUCCCAUCUCACCUGAGAGUUUUGAUCUGCUCCUGGGGGCAUAUGGCUCUCAGUUCCUCGGGGCUGUCACCCCCAUCCCUGGGAUGACCCGUGAGCUGACCUGGGCUCAGCCCUUCCUCUGUGUUACUGGGAGACGUGAGCGGGCAGCAGCAGCCCUUGGCUGAGUGUGGACCUUGGCUUCCAGCGAUCAACAGGAAACGGGAGAUGGAUUUCUCGGCAAACUGGGCUUUCCAUAAACAGUCUGAGCGGCCGACCCGCGACGGCGGGAGCAGCGCAGAGCCAGGGCUGUGUUUUACAGCUGUUUAUCACAUUUUUCUGCUCGUUUCCUCCCCAGCUCAGCGGCUUGCUGUUCUUCUCCCGUGCACAAACCUGAACCAAGGCAAGCCCUGCUGGAUUGGCUGCUGCCAUUCCCAACCCAGUGCACUCAGGAUGCUCCUGCUGGAGAAGGAUCAGGGCAGGCAGCUUCCUGUGGAUCCUGCACCCUGCUCAGCCUGGGUACGAGGUGCCAGGGUCCCCUGCCAACCCUUUCCAAACCUUAAACCCAUCCUCUCUUUGCUUCCAAGCGUUUAACCCUGUUCUGAGGUGUUGGGGCUCUCUGCCCUGGGCCAGCCGUUAGUUAAUCAGACCUCACCACCACACAAGCCUCCAAUUUCUCGGCAAUCAGCACUUAAGAAAACACAAGCUGACCCCAAGAGGUGAGGAGGGAUGGGGUGGGGGGGUGUGUGCGUCAAGCUGGGCUCUCCUCCUGGUUCUCAUUAGCAGCAGCAAAUUCAGUGCCAUCCCUACUCCCCCAUCCCACGCCAGCAAGCUCAGCGGUUCUGGUCUUUCCCAGUGAUGGUUUGCUCAUCUCAACCAACCAUGAGAUGAGCGAUUCAGCUGUAAAGCAAUCUUCCAUCUGUCUGUCCAUCCCUUCUGGCAAGGCAGAGCUGCUCCAUGAGCACGAACCCUCUGCAACCCAUACCAGCAUCCCCGAGCAUUGAUCUUGACCUGAGAGGCAGCAUCGGGGGCUGCCCCUGUCCCCACGGGACAGCAGGGCUGUGUUUUGGGGUGGAGGAGGUCGGUGCGGGGCAGUAGGGUCAGUUGGCAGCACGGCCCCGUUUGCCAAGUAGAACAAAGGGGCUUUCUUUUGGCUCGGGCUCGGGGGGUGCAUGGCCCGUCUGGAAAUGAAGCUGCCUGCGUCAGAGGCAGACGGCGGCAGGACAGGGGGUUCUUCCAGAGGGCAGGAAAAUUGGCAGCAGUGGUGGGGCUGUGCUGGAGCCCCUGAGGAGCCGCAGCCAGGAUCUUGGCAGGGUGAGACCUGAGGACCCUUGUGCCCCCCGCCCCAGGGUGGCAGGAGGAUUCUGGGCACCCAGGGCUGAUGCACAGUCACCAUCCUCAUCCCAUGAUGCCACCACGAUGCCAGCGGUGUUGCCACUCCACGCCACAAGCCAAGCAACCCCCACCUUUGCAAAAUAUAUUUGUUUUGGCUUUGAAAGAUGUGAAAAUGCCCCACAGAAAGGUGAAAGGAGGCUCACAGGCAGUUGUUCAAGCAAAGAGUGAGAGACCUGGCAUGACACCAAUUUUGGCAGGUUGGUGUCUAUAGCAAGUGCCAGCUUCUGGCUCCUCCUCACCAGGUACAGCCAAAAUCUGCCCACAAAAGUCAACUGUGUGACCCAGUAAAACACAAGCAGCUCCAUGCAGCCGUACAGGCACUGCUGGCGCAGUCAUCCGUGCGUGUUUUGGCACCGAAAUGCACAUCCUAUUUCCACGUGAUGAAUGUGCAAGAAAAUAUGUUUGCCUGCAGAGCGGGGAUGUGGAUGGCGGGAGCAGGGCUGGCAAGGGAAGUGGGAUGCAUGGAUAUGGAGCUGGCCAAGGAGAAACGCUGCUUGGGAACAGGCGCGGCUGGACCGGGACUGCAGCUGGCAGGAGAGCUGUGGUCAGUAGAUGCUGCUCAUCUGCCUGCCUGGACAAGACAAAUUCCUGCAAAAUCCUGCUUGGCGACGUGUGUCCUCCAGGCAAAUCCCUGUGGUUGGGUCUCCAAAAGCUGCCCACUCCCACACCGUCGUGCCUGGUCCUCCUGCCUGCAAGUAGAGUAAAGCUAGGCUUAUGCCCAGCACGUGGCCGUCCUCGCUCUCGGAUGCUCCCACGCUCCCAGGGAUGCUGCCGGGGAGGAGCCAGUCCUCCAGUGAUGCAGAGUGGGUUUGAAAGGCCAUGGAGUGCAAAGGAGGGAAAGCAGCAAAGAUGCUGAAGACAACGCUCCGGCAGCCCUGCCUGCAAACCCAGCCCAGCUGCCUCCCGCCCGGCAAAGCUGUGCAAAACCCGUGUGUCUGUGGGGUGACUGAGGGGGACACCGAGGGGGACAGUGGCUGUUGGCAGGAGAGAGGGAGCAGAGGGGUACAGAUGUGCAGUCAGGUCUGGGACGUUCCUGCUUGUGAGCCAGUCAAACAGGAGGGAUGGUUGGGGCCAGCAGGAGGCAAGGGAAGCCAGAGCCACUGGCAGGAGCCUGGGGGGCUCAACGGGGAUACGCCAGGUCCCACAUUGGAUGGCAACAGCCUGGCCUCGGUGACUGAGCCCGCGGUCCCCGCAAAAUGCCCUGGCUCUGCCCCAGAGCUGCCCAUCCCAGCAGCCAGCCCCACGGCUGACCCCAGCCAGGAGUGGAAAGUGGUGAAGAUCCAACGGGUCCUCAUCAACCCCGUCGUGGAGCCAAGGAAAGCAGGUCUCUCCCGUAGCGCCAGCCUCUCUGAGAAGGAGCUGAAGGAGGCGAAGGCGCGGAGCCGGAGGAUCGCGGCACAGCUCACCACGGCCCCUGGCCCCAGCUCCAAGGGAGUUCUGCUUUUCAACCGCCGCAAGCAGCGUGUCGAUGGGCUUGCCGAGGCUGGGCAUGGCGGGGGGCUGCCGCUGAGCCCCGCACCCCGGCCUCGGCCAGCAGCCAUGGAGGAAGGCGAGGGGCAGGGGACACAGCCAGAGUCCGGCCAACACGGUGCCGCGGGAGAGGGGCUGCAGGUGAAUGCCUCCCCGUGCCAAGAGCUGCCUGCUGAAACCCAACAGGUCCCACUUAGCAUUUACCUGAAGGAGAACAUGGCAUCGGCCACCACCAACGGCGUGCAGGAACAGGCAGCCAGCGGGAUGGAGAGCAGGGUAGGGGGGCUCGGGGAUGUAGGAGCCCCUGUGGAGCCAAACGCAGCGGCUCUCACCCCGCUGCAGAGCCCUGAGGAGAGGAAGAACAGCGAAGUGCCCAGCGAAGUGCCUGGCAAGGCACCCGAUGUGCCGGUGGGGACCACCACGGGAACAGCUUCCCCAGCCAGCCAGCAGAAUGGGGUGCAGGGCCGGCAAUACUAUGAGGUUCAUCUCACCCUGGCCAAGCCCAAGCCUGUGAAGAACCGAACGGCCAGACCCUUUGGCAUUCAGGCGUCCCCCACCAGCAGCCAGCCGACGGAGGGACCUCCUACUGCUGAGCUGCCCCCACCACCCACCUAUGCGGAGACCCUGAGCAGCCCUCCGCCUCUCACCCGUGUCCGCUCGCCCCCCGCCUACUCGGCUCUGUACCCUCCCCGGGAGCAGAAGAUGAUGCCGGGUCCUGCCUUGAGCUGCGGCGUGAGCGGACCGAACCCUCUCCCCAAAACGGGGAUCCUGGAGGAGUCGGCUGCCCGGAGAGCUGGCAAAAAGUCCAUGUUCACCUUUGUUGAGAAACCGAAGCUGGGCCCCAACCCCGAUCUUCUGGACCUGGUCCAGAGCGCGGACAACAGGAAGAAGCAGAAGGAGCAGGGGGAGGCUGGUGCCGAGGACGAGCCCUUUGCCCUUGGGGCUGAAGCUGCUAACUUUGUCCCCAACAACACGGCCAGGGGUGGGCAGCACCUUCCACCAGCCAAUGAUGCUCCAGCAUGGUCCUCCUGCCUCAAAUCUCCCACUAUCCAGCCCAAGCCAAAGCCUCAGCCCAGCCACAACCUCAGCGAAGCGAGAGGGAAGGGGGCUGAGCUCUUUGCCCGCCGGCAGUCCAGGAUGGAGAAGUUCAUCAUCGAGGCUCCCUCCCAGCCUGAGCUGCUGCGGUCCCCAUCACCCACCAUGUCCUUGCCUCCUUCCUGGAAGUACGAUGCCAAUGCUUGCCUGUCACCCAUGGUCUCCAGACACCCAUCCAAGAGUCCUUCUAGGCCCUCCAAAACCCCUCCAGCCUCUCUGUAUGGUGGCAACCUGAUGGAGAAUGAGGUCUCCCAGAAGGAGCUGGAGAUCUCCAAGCACCAGCCCUACCAGCUCCAAUCUUCGCUUUUCGUCCUCUCCCCAUCCAAGGGGCCGGCAAGGUCCAUGCCCCAGGAGGUGCCUCCACCCAGACCCUCUCUUCCUGAUGCCUACCCCUAUCCCCAGCAAACCUCCUGCCCGACCUCUCCGCUGCCUCCUUCUCCUGUUUGGCAUCCCGCUGUGGUGCCCAGCGCCGGCCAGACCACCUCCAGCCCUGUCUCAAGCACCACCGGGGCUCUGCCCCUGACUCACGGCAGCCGUGCCAGUCCCGGAGCCCCGACCGAGGUGCUGCUGGCGUCCCCGUGCCGCCUGCUGCCGCCCCGAGCCAAGGGGGGCUUCCAGGCACCCCGGCCCUCCUACUCCACCAGGAAUGCCGGCAUCGAGCCGCAGGAAAGGCGGUCAUCGCUGCCCGCCUCCCCCACCUGGACGCCGCGGCUGGCGAGGCGCCCGGGCAGCCUGGACGGCUGGGCCAGCCCGGCCUCGGUGCUCGAGCUGGAUGAGGGACCCCCAGUGUCCCCUCCAUGGAGCGAGAGGUCCCUGUCCCCGCUGCGGCAGGACGCUGACCCCCGAGCCAGCCGGCAGAUGCAAGCACGGCUCGCCAGGAACAUCAUCAACGCUGCCCGGAGGAAAAGCUCCUCUCCCAAAGCGGUGGGGCUGGAGGGCUCCCGGCCGUUCACCCCCAUCCCCGCCAGCCCCCCCAGUCUGCCCCAGUCCCCUCGGCUGGCACGGCCAGAGGGCUCCAGAGCCCCGGCACCGCCGGCUGCCAGCGGGGUGCUGGGGAGCCUGGGCAGCCCCUCGCCCACCCACAAAAGCCCCCUGCGAUCACCCCGGGCUGACGGCCCCCAGUUUUGUGCCUCCCCUGGGAUGCUCCGAGCCACUUGGGCAGAAGGUCGCCAGCUCCUGCUGCCACCCAGCCUGUCCUCCUGCCCUGUCCCCGGGCUGUCCCCCAGCCCUAAGAGCCCCCUGCCAUCCCCCGUCGUGGGCAAGCGAUCCUCGGCCAAGCGCUGCACCUCCCGGUCCCCGACAGACUCGGACGUCUCCCUCGACUCCGAAGACUCGGGGGCCAAGAGCCCGGGCAUCCACAGCUUCAACCUGUGCCCGCGGGGCUGGACCGGCAGCCUGCGGAUGAAGCCGGGGGGGCUGCCCUCGGGGGCCCCCUGUACCUCCUAGACCUGCCAGGCCACCCUGUCCCCAGCCCUGCCAGCCUGAGAGAUGCCACCCGUUGACUCCCCAAGCGGGAACGCCCCAACGCCUGAGCUGUGGUUCCCAAAAUCCAUUUUCCCCGCUCCCUGGUGGAGCUGCUGCGGCCCCUUGGCAUGCCGGUGGGGUCAGGUGCCUCCUUGCCUGUCCACCAUCCCAUGGCCCCGCUCUAUUUUUACCACCCUAACCUUUCGGGCAGGACUGCCUGGUCAGCAGCAGCAGAGGGGAGGCAGCCCCCAGCACUGCCCCCUCCCUCCGCAGCCCCUGCCCCAUGGAGAAGGGAUGGGGAUGAGCUCGGUGGUCCCCUGCGAGCCCCCUGUCCCCAGCGCUGGGUGUCACAGAGCCCAGCACCCCCCAGCUCUGCUUCCCCGGGCGGCACAGCCGGUGCUGCUGCCUGUGGGGACACGGGGGUGGGCAGUGCCAAGUGGGUGUUGUGGCCAGGGACCCUCUCCCACCCUCUUCCAGCCUCCAGAUCUGGCUGGUUUCAAUUGAAACCAGAUUUUGAGGAGGAAAAGUUCAUUUUUAAUUCCAGCCCCGCCCCCCCUUCCCCAUUCUUCAUGGCUUUUUUUAUUAUUAUAUUUUCCUCUUUUGAUCCCUUCUUAAAGAAAUUCCCCCAAAAUCCUUCCCUGGUGACCAAAAAAAAAGAGCCAAAGUUAUUUAUUUCCAUGUCAAGGGGACCAUUUACAGGUGCCCUUCCACCCCACCCAGGUGAAGAGAGGGACAGCCCCAUCCCAAACCCUGUCCCCAUCCCCAGGCUCAUCCGGUCCCUGACCCAUCACCCCCGGGAUGGAGGGGCACUGGGGGACCAGCGGGUGCUGGGGCAUCCACGGUGGGCAGGAGGAGGGGGGUGAAGGAAGCAGUACAGGUUGCAGAAGGUUUGAAGGAGGUGUUGGUGCAGGAGGCGAUGCUGAGUGUCUUGGGGACAGGCUGGUGUCCCCAUGGGGACCUGCAAAGGGCCGGUGCCCUGCAAGGGACUGGGGGGCAGACACUCCACCCUGAGGACAGCAGUAUUUGGGGGAGGCUCAGGGGGUGAUGAGAGGAGGGAUGGACACACUUAUGUGGCAGAGCCUGGGGAGAGCAGUGGGUGCGUAGGAGGGCAAUGGGCCCCCAAAGUCCUUGUCCCCACCCACAGAUGAGUAGGAGUUGGUUGGAUGCCAGGAGAUGCCACGGCAGUGACCACAGCCCAGGGGAUGCAGGCUUGAUGCUGGUAAGACCAGCAAUGAGGAAGGAGGAUGCAUUGCGGUGUCAGGGUUCAGGGAGGUCCUGCCACCCCUUCCCUUUCCCCAUGACACGCUGCCUGAGCCAGCCCAGCCCUUCCCCUGGGAUCCCCCUGCCCCACAGCCUGCCCUUCUAAGGACACAGCCCCCCUUGCUCACCAGCCACCAGCACGCGCCUCCACCACACAGUUGUGUAUCCAGCUCAGAAAUAAACUGCCGUUAUCACACUUGACCUGGCCUGCCUGGC